AUGAGUAACACAUCCUCUAUACUUGUGUUUUCACUUUCAGGCUUCAGUGCAACUGUGAACUACAGAUUCAUUCUUUUCUCUCUCACUUUAUUAUGUUAUUGUCUAAUUGUGGUCGUAAAUGUGUCUCUCGUUUUAACCAUAAUACUGGAUCAGAAUCUACAUGAACCCAUGUACAUUUUUUUGUGUAACCUGUGCAUCAAUGGACUUUAUGGGACUGCAGCCUUUUACCCUAAAUUUGCUUUUGAUCUUCUGUCUGAUGUUCAUGUAAUUUCAUAUGUAGGAUGCUUUCUGCAGGUCUUUGUUAUAUACACUUAUGCAACUACUGAUUUCUCUAUUCUGGCUCUUAUGGCUUAUGACAGAUAUGUGGCUAUAUGUCGACCCCUGGUGUAUCACUCUAUAAUGUCUGUGCGGAGGAUUGCUGUGUUAAUCAGUUUGGCAUGGCUCGUUCCAAUUGGCUGUGAGAUCGCAGUUCUAACUCUGACAUCCAAAUUGAAACUGUGUGGCUCCCACAUACAGAAACUCUAUUGUGAGAACUGGUCGAUUGUGAAACUUGCUUGCAGUUCAACGGCAGCAAACAGUGUUGUUGGAUUGAUUAUUAUUGCCUUCUAUUGUGCGCAUGUUCUUUUCAUUGUGUGCACUUACGUACGGCUCGUGAACUCAGCCAUGAAGUCAAAAGAAGGCAGGAAAAAGUUUACACAGACAUGUGUACCACAUUUAUUGUGUUUGUUGAAUGUUACAGCUGCUUUGCUUUUUGACACUAUGUACUCGAGGUAUGGAUCAGCGGCCGUUCCACAGAAUUUAAGGAACUUCAUGGCCAUACAGUUUCUCAUGAUGCCCCCUAUUCUAAACCCUAUUAUCUAUGGACUGAUCCUCAGUAAAAUUCGAUAUAAAUUGGUGACUUUGUUUAUGAAGGCAGGUCAGACAUUUACACUGGGGCUGAGGGUUUGA
Messenger RNA from Acanthopagrus latus (yellowfin seabream), 948 nucleotides. RefSeq names its product olfactory receptor 6N2-like. Lineage: Eukaryota; Metazoa; Chordata; Actinopteri; Spariformes; Sparidae. The record is from RefSeq and is a predicted model, not a curated record. Gene Ontology annotation, biological process: G protein-coupled receptor signaling pathway. The transcript has a single exon. Bases 1 to 948 code for a protein of 315 amino acids. Gene Ontology annotation, cellular component: membrane. Gene Ontology annotation, molecular function: olfactory receptor activity; G protein-coupled receptor activity.